AUGUUAAAAAAUAUUUAUUUAUUGAAAAAAAUAAAUACAAAAUUUAAUAAUAGUUUGUAUGUUCGCCAUUUCUCUAUAUUAGAAAGAUAUAUAAGAGCAAGACCACAUUCUAAUGAAUUAAAAAUAAGUGAAGGAGAUGUAAAUAAAGAAAGAAAAGGUGAAUAUAAAAAAAAAGAAAGUAAAUAUUACCCACCAAAUAUAACAAGGGGAGUAAUACCAAAAAGCGCUUAUAUGAAUAUAUGGAAAAUACCAGAACAACCAGAGAAUCCUAAAUUUUUAAAAAUUGCUUUAAUUGGGGCUCCCAAUGCAGGAAAAAGCUCUCUUUUAAACUCUAUUUUAAAUAAAACGAUUUCAGCAGUUUCUCCCAAAAUUAAUACAACAAAACAUGAUAUAAAAGGAAUUUAUACGAGGGAUAAUGUACAGUUAAUAUUUAUCGAUGCUCCUGGUGUUAUUCCUUCUCAUAAAAAGAAAAAAUUUUGUAAAGAAUUAGUUAGUUAUGCCUGGAAGGGCUAUGAAGAAGCAGACUUAGUUUUAUUUAUUGUUGAUACUGUAAAAAGGCCAACAAAUGAUAUUUUCAGUAUUGUUAGAAUACUAGCACCGAAGAAGGUAGAUACAGAUAGUAGUGAAAGUGAAGAAGAAAACAACGAUUAUGAUAAAGAAUAUGAUAAUUAUCAAGAAAAUUUUAAAGAAAGUAAUAUAAAUAAUGAUAAUUAUAUUGAAAAAAAUGUAGAAGGAGAUGAGAAAAAGAAAAAUAAUAAUUCUAUUUCAAAUAACCGAAAUUAUGAAGAUUCUUUUUUAAAGGAAAAAAAUGAUAAUAAAAAACAAGAAGAAAAAUUCAUAAAAUAUUUUUCAGGAAAAAUGAAAAAUGAUCUUAAUUACAAUGAUAAAAGUAUUAAGGAAAAUUUAUUUGAAAACAGAAAAAAAAUAAUAGAAUCCUAUUACGAUACAAAAAAUUUAGCUAAAAAUGAAAAAAAAAUUGUUCCUCCAGUAAUUUUAGUUUUAAAUAAGGUAGAUUUGUGCACACAUAACAAAUGGGCUAAUGCUAGAGCCAAAGAAUUUAUGAGUAACGGAGAUUUUGAUAAUAUUUUUUUUAUAUCUGCAAAAUAUAACAAAGGAAUUGAAGAAUUAUUAGAAUAUAUUAUAAAAUAUAAAGCAAAAAACCAACUUUGGAUAUACCCCAAAGAUACUAGUACAACUUUAACAAAAGUACAAAUUGUUGAACAACUAAUUAAUACUUAUUUAUAUUGUUGGUUUAAUAAAGACGUCCCAUAUAAAAUUAAACAUCAAAUGCUGUCAUGGUGUGUAAAUUUAAAUAAUUGUCUGAUAAUAGAAUAUCAAAUUAUUGUAAAAAGUGAAAAAGUAGCUAAAAUGAUAUGUGGGGUUCAUAAUAAACUAAUAAUUAAUAUGAGAAAAAAUGUAUCUUAUAAAUUAACUAAAUUAUGGGGACAAAAUGUAUAUGUACAUAUUCAUGUUAAAUCUGUUAAUAUUUAA
Molecule: messenger RNA, 1491 nt
Organism: Plasmodium relictum
Lineage: Eukaryota; Apicomplexa; Aconoidasida; Haemosporida; Plasmodiidae
Product: GTPase, putative
Exons: 1
Coding region: 1-1491 (496 amino acids)
Biological process (GO): ribosomal small subunit assembly
Molecular function (GO): ribosomal small subunit binding; GTP binding; rRNA binding
Source: RefSeq, a predicted model, not a curated record